Messenger RNA from Siniperca chuatsi (mandarin fish), 4152 nucleotides. RefSeq names its product cell division cycle 73, Paf1/RNA polymerase II complex component, homolog (S. cerevisiae) (gene cdc73). Gene Ontology annotation, cellular component: Cdc73/Paf1 complex. The transcript has 17 exons. Lineage: Eukaryota; Metazoa; Chordata; Actinopteri; Centrarchiformes; Sinipercidae. Gene Ontology annotation, biological process: transcription elongation by RNA polymerase II; positive regulation of transcription elongation by RNA polymerase II. The record is from RefSeq and is a predicted model, not a curated record. Gene Ontology annotation, molecular function: RNA polymerase II complex binding. Bases 114 to 1706 code for a protein of 530 amino acids.
ACCAUGGGGAAAUGGGUCUACAAAAAAGUUUCAUUCAGAUCAGGCAACCUGCGAGGCCACAUAAUGUUUAUAACUGAGGGCCUUGCAAACACACUACAUCGAGACAAGUGAAGAUGGCGGAUGUAUUGAGUGUUCUUCGUCAGUAUAACAUCCAGAAAAAAGAAAUCGUCGCUAAAGGAGAUGAAGUUAUAUUUGGAGAGUUCUCCUGGCCGAAAAAUGUCAAGACCAACUACAUAAUCUGGGGUACUGGUAAAGAGGGCCAGCCCAAAGAGUACUAUACUUUGGACUCUAUCUUGUUCUUGCUCAACAAUGUGCAUCUCCCGCAUCCAUCCUAUGUGCGAAGAGCUGCAACAGAGAACAUCCCUGUUGUCAGACGACCUGAUCGAAAAGGCUUGCUGUCAUAUCUCAAUGGCGAAAGUUCUACAUCAACAAGUAUUGACAGAAGUGCACCCAUAGAAAUAGGUUUGCAAAGGGCAACACAAGUCAAAAGAGCAGCUGAUGAGGUAUCUUCUGAAGCCAAAAAACCAAGGAUUGAGGAUGAGGAGCGAGUGCGUCUGGAUAAGGAGCGUCUGGCUGCCCGUCUGGAGGGCCACAAAGAGGGCAUCGUCCAGACUGACCAGAUCAGAUCACUGUCCGAGGCCAUGUCAGUGGAGAAAAUCGCAGCCAUUAAAGCCAAGAUUAUGGCCAAGAAACGUUCCACCAUUAAAACUGAUCUGGAUGAUGACACAACCCUGAAGCAGAGGAGCUUUGUGGACGCUGAGGUAGAUGUCACCAGAGAUAUUGUCAGCAGAGAGAGGGUCUGGAGGACCAGGACAACCAUUCUCCAGAGCACUGGAAAGAACUUCUCUAAGAACAUCUUUGCCAUUCUUCAGUCAGUGAAAGCCAGAGAAGAAGGGCGAGCACCAGAGCAGAGACCAGCACAAAACACUACUCAAGUGGACCCGUCCUUAAGGAACAAGCAGCCUGUCCCAGCUGCCUACAACAGAUACGAUCAGGAGCGAUUCAAAGGAAAAGAGGAAACGGAGGGUUUCAAGAUUGAUACCAUGGGCACCUACCACGGCAUGACCCUGAAGUCAGUGACGGAAGGAGCAUCUGCUCGGAAGGCCCAGACCCCAGCACUGCAGCCUGUCCCUCGUCCAGUUUCACAAGCCAGACCUCCACCGAAUCAGAAGAAAGGGUCCCGGACACCCAUUGUCAUCAUCCCCGCCGCCACCACCUCACUCAUCACAAUGCUCAAUGCUAAGGAUCUUCUGCAGGAUCUAAAGUUUGUCACGCCAGAAGAGAAGAAGAAGCAGGGCAUCCAGCGCGACAAUGAGGUUCUGCUUCAGAGACGCAAAGACCAGAUCCAGCCUGGUGGCACAACACUGAGUGUCACUGUGCCGUACCGUAUCAUUGAUCAGCCGCUCAAACUGGCUCCACAGGACUGGGAUCGAGUGGUGGCUGUGUUUGUCCAGGGUCCUGCCUGGCAGUUCAAAGGCUGGCCGUGGCUGCUGCCCGAUGGAUCUCCAGUCGACAUUUUUGCCAAAAUUCGAGCCUUUCAUUUGAAGUAUGAUGAGGCAAAGACAGACCCCAACGUGCAGAAGUGGGAUGUGACCGUCCUGGAGCUGAGCCGCCACAGGCGGCAUCUGGACCGGCCUGUCUUCCUGCGCUUUUGGGAAACCCUCGACAGAUACAUGGUGAAACACAAAUCUCACCUCAGGUUCUGAGCCCAGAUCAGAGCGUCCAUCUCCGACCUUCCAACUCUACUCGGCCCACCUCUUGCAGAGGUAGCCCCUCUCAUCCAAGCUGCCAUCCCAUCUUUCAACAUGAUCCCCAUUAGAAGGGGGACAGAUUAUCCAGUGGACUUCCUCCAACCCUUCCUCGAAGACUUGUAAUGCUGGAUAUGUUGCUCUGGACACUGAGAGGAGAUUUAGGGGAAUUUUGUGUUUUUUGUUGUAAUUGUUUUCUAAUGUUUUCAUGUAGUUAAACAAAAAUACCAAAAUAUGUUUUAUAUAAAAAGGCAUCAAGAAACAACUUAAAUGAGAUAUUUAGCAACAUGAUGGGGUCGGAAGGAGAAGAGGUUUGCAUUUUUGUCAACUCAGAACUGUAAAAACAAAACAGCCACUGAGUUUGAGGAAAGAGACUUCCUAUACACUUAAUAUUUUGGGGGGUGGGGGGUGGUGUGAAUGUACAUAUAUGUUAAAACAUCAGUCAAGCAGUCCGUUCCUAGCUCAGUUUUUGACAGAUCAGCGCAUCUCUUGGUCAUGCAAUGACCUUGUUAAAGUCUUCUUUUUCUUCUUUGUUGGUGUUGUGCUAGAGGAGAGAAACGAUGGAAAGUAUUGCUUUAAGUCAUCACAUGAAAAUAGACAAUAAAGCCUCAGAGGAAAAAAAGAUCUGUGUACUGCCUAUUGUGGAUGAUGAGUGUUCACUCUAUUAAUCAUCUUUUUCUCAGUAGUUUCAUUUACCCCAAAACGUCACAGCUUUACUGUGUCUGUUGCUUUUUGAUCAUUUCCUUACUAAAUUUGUUUGGGAAUUUGCACCACUAAAGUACACCAUCAACUGGCUGCUGCAGUAUUAUGUAAUAUUGUGGACCUGUCUUGUAAAAGGAGCCCUGUGUCAAAAUCUAGUUCUAACACUUCUAGUAUUGUACUUUUUAUAUUAAAAGUAAAAUGGUGCAUUUUGUUAAAUUAAACAUACAAUAGCUGAUAGUUUGGCCACUUGGGGGCAGUUGAAACAAGCUGUCAACACAACAUUGACACGUUAUUACCUUUUUAAGUUAAUAUGGUGAACUUUCUGAAUAAUAUAUAUUCGUUGACGUAUAAUCAGACCAGUUGUGUUUUAAUGUAGCUCACAGUCAUACUUCACAUACUGAGUUUACUUGGGCUUAAAUUAAAGCCAUUUACAAGGUAGGACAGAGGUAAAAUUUACAAAGAAGUUAAGAAAUUGGGAAAAAAUGUUACAAAACUUGACUUUUCAGUCCCGUUUAUUGAUCAACUGAAAUAUACACCUGUGGAAAUCACUCGGCUAUUCAUCUCAAGUCACAUCAGUGCUUUGGCCAACAUAGGCAUCAACAUACUUCUGAAAGACUUGUGUGGCCAUCUUCCAAACAUUCGUUUGCCUCAUUUUGCGGGACGCCCACAGCCAGCGCGCCUAGAUUUUCCCAUUCUGCUGCUCAAAGAUUAAUGGAGAAAAAAAGCUUUUAAAGGCUAAAAAAAAAAAAUUAAACCUGACAGCAUUUUGCAGUAAUGUCAGGAUGAACUUUUGAUAUAUUAACUUUUGCUGAAAUGGAACAUGUACUCUCUAUCAUGUGAAGCAAAUGUAGGCUUGCUGCAAGGCUUUUGUAGCAAAUCCUGACUGGGUGUCCUGGUUACAGUCUAAGUGUUGAAACCCCAGUAACUAUUCUCCAGCUGUAAUGCCAGAUGAAGUCUGUAGGGGAUGUUCCAUAAAUGAAGAGUAAUGAGCACUUUAUCAGCACUGCUCAGUCCACACAGUGGGUGAUUAAGUAGCUACUUCUAAGGCUUCUGGCUGAAUUGAGAAAAAGCGUCAAAUAGGAGGAAUCUGGAGGCAAUUUGCACAAAUUGAAAGGAGCAAAAUGAAAUAUCUCAAGAUAUUAUGAUUUAUGUUUUCUUGAGCUAAACCAGACAGAUGAAUUUCAUUAUGUCAACAAGGCCUUUAUUCCCCACACUGGCACAACACAGUGUCUUUUAUAUCCUCCUUCAGCUCACUCGUUUUCAGUUCACUGCAUUGGAAGGGAUAGAUUGUAUAAGUUGUGAGAAGAAAGAUGUAAUGUGGCAAGACACAGAUGUGAAGUUGAAUAAAGUUUCAAUUUGAAAUAAAAUAUUAUAAAAUCAUUAUAACUGUCAUAAAAUGUUAUAAUGAAAAGAUCAGUCCCUUCAGGGGCACCUGGUGAUGUGUGGCCUAGGGCACCAACAUGUCUGUUAAUGUGUUUCGUCCAAUGUUGUUGUGUUUUAGCCCUCAGGGCCACCGUAGGACAAAUUCCAUUGUAUGCAUUUUUAUAUUCAUAAGUCAGAGAAACAUUUCUCGGCCUCCGCCUGACUGCAGCUCUGCAACUUACAGGUGUUAAAAUGUGGCUCCAAUUACAGUAACACUUGUUAAUAUACAUUAAGACAUUUUCACUGGGGGUGAAAAAUUAAAAGAUGUCACAAACAAGCA